This is a messenger RNA of Oppia nitens, 2812 nucleotides long. RefSeq names its product probable cyclin-dependent serine/threonine-protein kinase DDB_G0292550. Lineage: Eukaryota; Metazoa; Arthropoda; Arachnida; Sarcoptiformes; Oppiidae. Bases 167 to 2812 code for a protein of 881 amino acids. The record is from RefSeq and is a predicted model, not a curated record. The transcript is spliced from 3 exons.
GGCUUCAGAUGUCUAGUGUUAUCACUGAAUGUCUGUAUUCAACAAAAGCGUGAUUUUUGUCUCAAUUAUUGUUAUAAUUGUUUACAUUAUGUGAUGACAUGAGUUGAUCCACUCUUUAGUAAUGUUUUUAUCUUUUAAUUGUUGAUAAUUUGAUUGAAACAUUGAAAUGCCUGACAAUGAAAUCAAUGACAAUAUCAACAAAAGACCCAAAAGAAGAGCCUCUCAACGGACAUACAUCGCCUACGAAAACGCCAGUAUCUGGUCUUCGGAAGACAAAGAUCUCAAGAAAGCACUUUUGGCGUCACUUCAAGACGUGAAGAAGAACACAUCCAAUGCAAAGAAAUCUUUUAAUAAAAAGACUUCUGUUAUCAAUAGUUCUUAUAAUAAUUGUCAACAAAAUAGCACUAAAGAUAACGACUCAUCAAUAGUUGCGGAUAACAAUUGCGGUCUUUUGUCUAAUGACAACAACAAUGACAACAAUGCAGUCAAUCGUAAGGCAAAGGUUUCCGCACAACGAAAGUUCGCACAAAGUUCAGGCUAUACGACCACCAGUCCUGUGGUCACACCCGUCAAAACGGCAUUUGUGACCAAUAAUAAUGUGAUUGAAUUGUUACCAAACCAGAAGCCAAACACUGAAGACUUUUUAACAUUUUUAUGUCUUCGUCGAUCAUCAAUACUACCGGAAAAUCUGGACUUUUUUCGGUUCAAUGGCUCUCAAACGGAAAAUAACGAAAAGAAAUUUAUUUUACAUUCAUCUGAUGAAGAAACUGAAGACAAUGAUAAAUCGGUUCAAAACAUCAAUUGUCGUAUCAAACCAUGUCUUGAUAGAAGAGAAAGUACUUCUAGUAAUGUAAGCAAAACUAACUCUUUUAGCAGCAAAGCAAGUGUUCAGGUCUUCAAUACUAAAAAGUCGGAACAAAAAACAUCAAAUAAAAGUCAGACACUAAACAAUAAUAAGAAUAAUAAUAAAUGUGUUGUUAUUGACAAUUCAAAUCAAAAUAAUUGUAAAAAGAUUUCAAAUAAGAUAAACAAAAGCAAUGCUAAAUCUAUUUUGUCUUUGAAAGAGAAAUAUAAACAACAAAGGAUUGAAAAGAAUUCAUUAAAUCCGUCCAAAACUGUUAAUGCAAUUAUUGUAAAAAGUGAUGUGAAAAACAUUAAAGACAAUAAAAUUAAAGAAAAUAGAUUAGAGACUGAAAGGAUACAAACGAGACAAAUGAGAAACAAUUUAUGCAAACAAGUAUCAGAUGAAAUACUGGACACAAAAAUGGUGAUCAAGAAAGACAUGUUUAAAGAAGUGAACUCUAGUUCAUCGGGACGUGUCUUACGUUCGCACCAUUCCUCACAUUCUCCACAUGUAUUGAAUCGUUUGUUAUCAAAAGUGUCCAAUAAUUUAAUGAUUCGGAAACAGCAGAACAUUAAAACAAAGAAAUGUUUAAAUUCUAGUCAAAGAGCAAUCAAUCUUAAGAAAAGAAAAGCCAGACCUGUUGUUCCUCUCAUUGAUUACUAUUUUGACAGUGAAUUUGAAAGCGAUUCCGAUAAGAAAGAUAAUAAAAGCAACAGAAAGGGUAAACUAUUAAAUAGUACUCAAAAUAAAACUCUUUCUAAAUAUAAUCUGAAAAAUAAUUCAAAUAAAACAAAACUAAAGUUUAAUGCAAAACACGUGUCUUACAAUCAAAAAGACACACAAAAUGCACUGAAAUUGUCGAAAAGUUUGGUAAAAAGUGGCCAAAAUAGUAAAACUAGUCUUAAAACAGAUACUCGACGACAAACAAGAAGUUUUCGUUCAAUUUCACCAAUAAAAGACAAACAACUCGAAAGAGAAAUGCAAAUAAAGAAACAAAUUAUUGAAAUCGAGAAAAAACACAAACGUUUGCGUCGAUGUCCUUCUGAUGAAAGUCUUCAUUCUUCUACAUCAACGAGUAGUUCGUCUUCAGAAUCAUUGCCAAACUCGUUCUCGUCUUCGUCUAGUAUUAACAAAACACGUUUAACGCGUUCUUUAGAACACUUAAAGAAGAUUCGAGACAUUGCAGCCAAACUCAAAAGAGAUAAUAAUAAUAAACAAAAUAAAAACAAAAACAACUCUAAAACAGAUAACUCGAAGAAUACUAAACCCAAAACAAAUGGCAAACAAAAUGUUAAUAAAAGUAAACAAGAAAUUCAAAAAACUAAAAGAAAUGGAAAUUGUGACAAAAACUCAAAAUAUGUGUCAAUUAUUAAUAAUAAUAAUAAAUCUUUAAAACCAGUGAAGAAAUUGACGAAAAGGGUUAUUAAUAAUAAAAACAAACGACGAAAAAGUGAAAGAAGUGAUACAACAGAUUGUGAUACUGAGGGCAAUGAUCUAAUGAGCGAAAUGAAUACUGAAGACUCAAUGGCCUCUAUUUAUGACGAAGAUAUGGAAAGAGCUUCUAUUGUUAUACAAGACAUGGCCGACGAUAUGAAUACCCAUUUAGUUGACACAUCAGAACCUGAUCUCCAAUACGGCAGUACUGAACACAUACAGGGAUUGAUGACCUGUGAGUUUUCGGGUGCCUUUUCAGAUGAAACGGUCACUACUGCCAGUGCCAUACUUUUACCACAAGAUUUUCAACAUUCACAAUAUAAUUAUAACCAAACAGAUGACACUCAUAUUAGAUCCACAGUCGACGCCUCUACCAAUACUACUGAAGAUGACAUUUUUAAAUCUGAUUCCGAAUACGAAUCAGAAGACGAUAUUCAGACUUCAUUGAUAUAUGAAUCCAAUUGUCAAACACUAUCUGUUGGCACACAAACUAUAGUCAAUACUAGCGUACAGACCGAUGGACUUCUCGAUUAA